Molecule: messenger RNA, 1998 nt
Organism: Besnoitia besnoiti
Lineage: Eukaryota; Apicomplexa; Conoidasida; Eucoccidiorida; Sarcocystidae
Product: cytoplasmic dynein intermediate chain
Exons: 19
Coding region: 1-1998 (665 amino acids)
Biological process (GO): transport along microtubule
Cellular component (GO): cytoplasmic dynein complex
Molecular function (GO): dynein light chain binding; dynein heavy chain binding
Source: RefSeq, a predicted model, not a curated record
AUGUCGGCUGCAGAGGAUCUCGGUGCGGCGGCCCCGGCCGUCGCGGGCGAUGAUGCCACGGUGCUGCAAGACCAACAGCGAGAGCUGCUUCGGCAGAGGCUCGCGGAUCGCCAGCGAGAACUGGAGGCGAAAAGACAGAAACUCCUUCUCCUCCAGCAGGAACAAAAUGCCGCGAGCGGCCUGGCUGGUGACUUCAUGGGCUCGAGCGAGGUUGGCAAGAACGUAGCGUCGCUGAUGGGCGAAGUGAUGAGCAGCUUGCAAAACCUGCCUAAGCCCGCAGCGACAGCCGCCUCUGCGACCGCGGUCGGAGGUGAUAAAGCCGGGGCGCCAGGGACAAAGACUGCUGCGGGAGGGCGAGCCGCCGCGCUGGUGGCGAAGAAGCACCGGCCGGCUGUCGGCGCGCGCGGCGAGCGAGAAGGGACGAGCGUCGCCUUCAAAGUUCAGCGCGCACAGAACGUCGAGACGACGAUAAAGGCGAAGACCGUGGAGACAUUUGAGAAGUCCGUGCAAGCGGAGAUUGUGAUUGAGGACGACAAGGAGCAACCAACAGCAGAAGGGAAAGAGGUACAUGAAGUUGCACAUGACGCAGGGAUGCAGGCCACCAAGGAACCAGAAACCGCCGCUGCGAAGGAGAAAGAGAAGAAGGAGGAAGAGUCUCCUGCCGUCGUCGCGAAGACGGUUUCUGAGGAGGAGAAGAAGAGAAUUCUGCAGAGUCCGGAGUUUGAAAAGUUCUUUGAGCGGACGACGAAAGUGGUCGAGAGACUGCUAGGCCAGGAAGAACUUUCUGGCGACCCCUUCGUGGAUUAUUCCGGCGUGCAGAGAACGAGCGACGCCUCUGACGAGAAGAUUCAGCGCGUGGCGGCGUACAGCGUGCCGAAUCUGACCCCGGAGCGCCCAGUGUUGGAUUUGCGGGCCUCGCCGCACUUUGCCGAGGUCUUCCUCGCGUCCUACGGCGCGCCAGAGUUCGGCGGCGACGACGCGGGCGGCUGCGUGCUGCUGUGGAGUUUGAACAUGAACCAGAGGCCGGAAUACACCUUCACCUGCCAGUCGCAAGCGUGCACGGCAAUUUUCAAUCGCUUCCAGCCGUCGGUCAUACUCGGGGGAACGUACUCCGGCAGCAUCAUCGUCUGGGACACGCGCGCGCAAUCAAAGCCCGUCCAGCGGACGCCACUGAGCAAUCAGGGCCACGCGCAUCCGGUCUAUUCGAUGGAGCUCGUUGGAACGCAGAACGCCCACAACCUGAUUUCCGUGGAUACUGAUGGCCGCCUCUGCCUCUGGUCGCUGCAGAUGCUGGGCGCGCCUACGGAGACUCUGGAUUUGAAACGCGGCAACAAGGAGGUCUGCAUCGAGUGCCUCGCCUUCCCAGAUAACGAAGUGAACUCGCUGGUGCUCGGGUCCGAAGACGGAUGCAUUCUGCAAGCAAACAUCCACGGAAACAAACCGGGAGUGUCUGAAGCCUACGAAAGCCACGCCGGCGCCGUCACUUCCCUCAAAUUCCAUCCCGCAGCUGCGGAGGCGGGGCAACGUCACUACACAGAUCUGCUCCUCUCCACCUCCGUCGACUGGACUGUCAAGCUCUGGAGCUCGAAGCAGACGUUCGCGAAACCGCUUCACACAUUCGACGACUACGAGGUCUACGUCUACGACACAGCCUGGCACCCGACAAAUCCCUCCGUCUUUUCUUGCGUCGACGGCGAAGGCCACCUGGAUCUGUGGAAUCUUGCGAACGACUGGGAGACGCCGGCCUACCGUGUCUGUAAGGCGGAGAGUCGCCCACCCGUGGCGAAGAACAAGGUCGUCUGGAGCGGCGACGGCAGGCGCAUGAUGACGGGCGAUGCCAAGGGCAACGUGGAGGUCUGGUCCGUCGCGAGUGAAUUCCUUCAGCCGCGCGGCGAUGAAUUGGCUCAGUUCGACCGACGCAUCGAGGAGGCGAAACCAGACAAUGUUCCUUUGAACUCCGAAGUCGCCAACGACAUUGCAAUGGAGUUCAACGAGUAA